Molecule: messenger RNA, 1635 nt
Organism: Paramecium tetraurelia
Lineage: Eukaryota; Ciliophora; Oligohymenophorea; Peniculida; Parameciidae
Exons: 2
Source: RefSeq, a predicted model, not a curated record
AUGAAUACUAAGUCUACUUCUCUUUAUAUAGGGAGUAAAUAACUGAAUCAAAAGAGAAUACGUUCUCCACUCAAGAAAUAAUCCAUGAUUUUUAAGUAGAAUUCAGAUGAAGAGGAUAAUCAAUCAGAAGAUGAAAAAAUGGAAGUUAUUAAUCUUAACUACUUUAAAGCGAAAAAGCAUCAAAAAAAGUUUAAUUUGCAAUAAAUGCUACAGUAAGGCAAAUUGGCUGAGGAUGAAGUAGAUCAUAAUCCUCAUUUCCCAAGUCCAACGAUUAAUACAAAGUUAAUACAUAAUAUAUUCUAAAUUUAUCAUUCGGAUAGGAAGGAAACCUUUAUUGAAGACAAAGUACAUGGGACUGCUGAAAAAAUAUCAAAACAAACUAAUUAAAAACUAGUCAAUCAAAUCUUAUUCAAUAAAAUGAGAUAGAAGAGAGUUGUCUCAUAACAUGAAUUAAGUAAUUCAACCUCAAAUGUACUGCAAAGCUUCAAGAAUCUCUCAUCAAUGUUCAAAAGUGUUAAUUAAAUUGUUGAUUAUCAUGCUGUUGCCAAUCAAAUCAGGUAAUCUCAAGCAUAGAUCACAAUCAACAGAGAAGAACAUAAAAAUUUGGAAAGACAAUAAUUCAAUUUCAAUUACAUUAUAGAGGGCAGAUUAAACUAAAUUAAAUUACACAGCCAAGAAAUUUAUUAGUAUCAAAUGAGUUUGCAAAAAUUGAGAUUGGAGAAUUGCAAAUUAAGAGAUCAUGUCUCAAGAUUAGGUGAAGAAAUUGAUUAAAUCAAAUCAAAAUAUAAUAAAUAAAGACAAUUAGCAUUACACUAGGAAGAUAAACUUCACCCUACUAAAAAAUGGGAUAGACAAUAAUACUUUUAGACCAUUGAUUAAAAUGAAUAAAUGGAGUUAGCUAGAAUCAAAACAUUUUACAUGGAAUAUUAAUAACAAUUGCAAUUCAAUCAAAGCUAAUUAAAAAGAGAAGAAGAAAUCUUACAAGAUAUUAAAUAUACUAAGAAAUAAAUCAAAUAAGAUUUAGCAGAGUUCUUAAAAUAAGUAUUGCAGAGUGAAGAAAUUUAGUAACUUAUAUACUUAUAAUACAUAGAAUAUCAGGAUCUAUCAUAAUCAUUUGUGACAUAAGCUGAUUUUCCAUGUUAUCUAGAUAAUCAAUCUAGGAUCUUUCUUAUAUCUAAGGCUAAAUUAGAAAUUAAUAAUGAUUAUUUGAAAUUGCAAAUUAAAGAAAACUAAAUCAAAUAAUAAUAGUAAUAAUUGGGCAACCGAGUUAAUUAUGAGAAAAAACUAUUUUAAGUCAUGAAUUCUAUUUCUAACAUGAAAAAAUAAAAAUACACUUUAAAAUCAUUUGAAUUACAAUAGCAAAGUGACUCUAAAUAAGAUAAUCUCAGUUAAAAGCUGUCUAAUCAAUCACUCUAAAUAAAUAAUUUGGAUAAUUAAAUCAUUGAAUUAGAAGAAUAAGAAAUCUAAAGGCUUUAGAUACUUUAUCAAGGAAAAUAAUUACCUAAUAGUUCUUUAUAAAAACUCAUCAAAACUGUCUAAGCUGAGUUUGGUUAUAAAUAGAUGAAUUAAAAGUUAAGUAUAAUAAUUCAGAAUUAUGACACAAUUAAGAGUCAAGUUAACAAAUCCAUUAAGUGA